Messenger RNA from Caenorhabditis sp. 36 PRJEB53466, 2482 nucleotides. The record is from the annotation of a GenBank genome assembly. Lineage: Eukaryota; Metazoa; Nematoda; Chromadorea; Rhabditida; Rhabditidae.
AUGCAGGCGAUCAAGUGUGUCGUCGUCGGCGACGGAGCCGUCGGAAAGACGUGCCUGCUCAUCUCGUACACGACAAACGCGUUCCCCGGCGAGUAUAUUCCGACGGUGGGUGCGAAAAAUUGAAAAUGUCCAAAUUUUCAACUGGAAAAUGAUCAAUUUGAAGGUUUUCGACAAUUACUCGGCAAACGUGAUGGUGGACGGGCGGCCGAUCAAUCUCGGAUUGUGGGAUACGGCCGGACAGGAGGACUACGAUCGGUACACACAUUUUUCAACAAAAUCAUCAAUUUUACCCCUAUUUUGCAGACUCCGCCCACUUUCGUACCCGCAGACGGACGUGUUCCUCGUCUGUUUCGCGCUCAACAAUCCGGCGAGUUUCGAGAACGUCCGCGCGAAAUGGUAUCCGGAGGUGUCGCAUCACUGCCCGAACACUCCGAUCAUUCUCGUCGGCACGAAGGCCGAUCUUCGCGAGGACCGCGACACUGUCGAGAGGUAAAAAAAAACUGAUUUUGCAGGAAAUCCUAUUUGAAGACCAUGCAAAAAAAAACUCCGGAAAAGAGGGUUUUUUCUCAGCUCGUAAAUAAUGUUCGUUGUGAGACCCGGCAUGCGCCUUUAAAUGUGUCGUGAAGUUCAGAGUGGGGCAUUUAUGCUCCCAGAGUGCUAUUUCUUUGAAUUUUGAUGAAUUUUCGGUGCUACCCCGAAUCAGAACUGCCCGAAUAGGAACUGGUACGAAUGAGAACUGCGCCCGCAUCAGAACUGGUACGAAUCAGAACCGCCCGAAUCAGAACCGCCCGCAUAAGAACUGGUACGAAUCAGAACCGCCCGAAUCAGAACCGCCCGCAUAAGAACUGGUACGAAUCAGAACUGGUACGAAUCAGAACUGGUGAUGUAGCCAGUUAAUAGUUCAUAGCUUUCACAAAAUAACUUGUUUGGAGUAACUAAAAAUACACUGCAAUUACUGCUGCAAGUUACUGGACUGUAGCAAAUUGCAUUUCUGAUUAAGAAGAUGUUGGUUUAUCUGUUUUGAUUUUUUUAUUGAGUUUUCUAUGUUUUACCGUACAAUAUUCAUAUAUAUUUAGGUACCGCAACGGGUUUCGCAAAACUCCGAAUUUCCACAAAAUUCUUGUUGGAAUGUGUUCCCCUACUCUAUAUGAGUACGCUCCCAACUUUUUUCUCGAAAAUUUUCGGUACAUCCCGAGUUACACCCCUUCAAAGUUGGCCUGUUUUCUCCCCGGUCGGCGGUCGAGGAGGGGGCGGAGCUUCGCCAGCAAGUGCGCCGCGCGCGGUUUUUGUCCUUUUCUGACGGACCAAGCCAAAUAUGCAACAAAAAAAUGAACAGACAUGAUGUUCUUAAAAAGCUAAACAACUUUCGAGGACAAAAGUUUUGAACCCGGCACCUCCAGGCUGCCGAGCGAUCACUUUGCCACUGCGCCAACCGGGCGGAGGCGCGCCCCCCGCCAUUGGCGUAGAGAAGCUCGCUUUGCGCGGCCCUUUCCAGCUGCGAAAUUAGUGCAUUUGCGGGCUGAAAUCCAUAACAUAACUGACUGUAACUUUUUUCGGGUACUAGGUAGAUGAGAAAGUUUAACAUGGAUCGGUCGGAAAUUUGAUGCUGAAUCCGAUUCUGUAAAAAUUAGCCGCGUGUAAGGUACCUGUGACCCUCAAAUCUCCCGAAAACUACAAUUUCGGCCGAAUGGGCCCUACUCAAACAAGCAAUUCCCUUUCAUAUCUUCAUCAUGCGUUCGUUGCAAAUUUCGGUCGAAGACUUCUGUGACAGUUUACGUUUUCAGUAUUUCCUCGCUAAGCUACUUUCAACCAAAAUUGUGAAAAAAUGAGCUCUUCUGAAUCGGGCGGUAAACAUUAAGAAAAGUUCUGAUUCGUACCAGUUCUGAUUCGGGCGGUUCUGAUUCGUACCAGUUCUGAUUCGUACCAGUUCUGAUGCGGGCGGUUCUUAUGCGGGCGGUUCUGAUUCGGGCGGUUCUGAUUCGUACCAGUUCUGAUGCGGGCGCAGUUCUCAUUCGUACCAGUUCCUAUUCGGGCAGUUCUGAUUCGGGGUAGCACCGAAUUUUCGAACCGUGGGACUAGAAAGAAAAAAGAAAACGCCAUCUGCCGUGUACUUUUUGAAAAAAUCGCCCAGUUUCGGACACUUUGAACUUCACGUUGAAAAAGCGUUGCUGUAGUGCACGCCAACUUUAACUCUAUUCUUUCCGGCUCUCAAACGAACAAAAUUUCUAGUUUUUUGCCUGAUUUGAUAGGAUUUUUUCCCGAAAAAAAAAACGAUGAAAAUGUGUUCAGACUGCGCGAGCGACGUCUUCAGCCGGUCAGCCAGACGCAGGGCUACGUGAUGGCCAAGGAGAUCAAGGCGGUGAAGUACCUGGAGUGCUCGGCGCUCACGCAGCGCGGCCUCAAACAGGUUUUCGACGAGGCGAUCCGCGCGGUGCUCACGCCCCCGCAGCGCACCAAAAAGAGCAAGUGCGUGGUGCUGUAA